AUGUCGCUGGCCGAAAAACCGGUCCACGCAAGCCUGCCAGCUUGGCCAGCUUGCCGCUAUGGCCGAAAGAAGAGAGAGCCGGUUCGUUUCUACAGCUCUCGCGCGAGCGAGACUCUUGGGGAGCUAAGCGUGGCAGAGGUGCAGGCAGUGUCCUCCUGGUUCAUGGCGAAGACAAGUGCUGCAGGUGCUCGCUCUGAGCCAUCCGUGGAGAAGUGGCUGGCGGGGCCCUCAGCAGUUGAGCUUCUGCGGCCACCGAAGAAAGCAACCUUGGCUUACUUGGACGGAAAGGGACCGAAGCCGGCUCGAUUUGCCCGUGUCACCAUGGCAACAAAGACUGCCGUGCUGGAGUACAAGGUGGGGCCUCUGGGGCCUGCUGCAUCGCUCGACGGUGCCACCAUUGAGGAGCUCGUGCCAGCUGGAAGCAUCCCGUAUUCAAAAAGGCCCGGAUUUGAAGAGACCAAUUUCGUCGAAUCCUUGUACAACAAGACGAUCGAGGAGAUGGGAAAGCACAUGGAGAUGAGCAGCUUGCUCAUUGAGGCCUUCGGCAAGAUCUUUCCGCACUUAGGAGGCUUCUCCCCAGAACAUGGCACUGCAUUGUACCUGCCCCGCAACGAUCCGCUGGCUCCUUUCGGAACCCGAAGAGUCCGCAUCAAGAGCACUUGGCAGCCUCCACUGCCAUCCCGUCCUGAUGCUAACUGGUUAUAUCCCAUUCCGUUUGACUUCGAGGUCAACAUCACUUCCUGGAAUGUUUCUGAGUGGUAUGUCAGCCACAUAACCUUCUGUGGACAAGGUCCCUGGAAUUCCACCGCUGAAGUGGUCGCAGCUCAUGCAAAAGGCCAGCUCAAGCUUUGCAAGCCAAACUUCUCGAGUGCAGGAGGAUGGGACACACCGCAGCAGGAAUCCCCCAGGUCAGGUGCGCCACGCCGCGAAAGUGGCGACUCGGGUGUGGCAUGGGGACCUUGGUCCUUCUCUGUAACACAGCGCCCCUCCACUGGCGUUGCGAUUACUGAUAUAAAGUUUCGUGGUGAGAGGAUCGCGUACGAGCUGGCUUUGAUGGAUUCACAAGCGAUCUACGGGGGUAGGGUAAGGGAUCAGUUCAUGUACUCCGACAGUGCUUAUACGAUGUCGCAAUGGAGUACCUCCCUUGAACCAGGAGUAGACUGCCCUGAGGAUGCCACCUACCUUUCUGCAGCUAACUGGAUGGGACCCGUCCUGUCCAGAAACCCAGAUCCAAGUAAGGCCAACGCAUUCUGGCCAAUUUGCAUCUUCCAUUGGGAUGAGGACCACGAGAUCUGGAGACACAUGGAUGCGGGAUAUACUCGUGGCUAUGUCCGGAAAACAAUCCUUGUCCGCUCCAUUGCUACCGUUGGCAACUACGACUACAUUCUAGAUGUGAAGUUCCGCGAGGAUGGCGAAAUCAAUGUCGAGAGCCGUUUUGCAGGAUACCCUGAAACUCGCUACACCGGUGUAGGUGAAGAGAGAUUCUCUACGAUCGUUCGCCCAGGUGUCGCCGGUAUCGUCCACACGCACAGUGUUGCAUGGAAAGUGGAUCUGGAAAUUGCGGGCAGCAAAAAUGCCUUGCAUGUCACUGAAGUCCGGGAGCAUGCUUCCUCCGGACUUGGAGUUGAUUGGAGAGCUGACCCCAACGAGGAGGUCUUUCCCACCAAGAUCCUGGAAGCACGAUACGUGGAGCGCGAGGGUGUCGGGCUUUCCACGUUCGCUGCUGACCCCAAGGUGCCUAAAGUGUGGGCUAUCGUCAACAGAAACUCCUCCUCCAGCGCAGCAGGAAGUGAGCUCAAUCCUCGUGGCUAUCGCGUGGAGCUGCUUUCCUUUUCCACCAGCCAGCUACACUCAGCUACCCACCCCUUCGUCAAAGCAAUGCCCUGGACGAAGUAUCACCUCGCCGUGACGCGGUAUCAGGACAAUGAGUACCGUCCGUCGUCGCCAUAUGUGAAUUUUGAUGGUUUGCAGCCAUGGAAUGAUAAGUACGCACAAGAUCUGGAUGUCUUUUUAGGCAACAACGAAUCCCUCCUUGACGAGGACCUGGUUGCUUGGAUCGGGUUGAACAAGGAGCACAUUGUUCGCCAAGAAGAUGUUCCACUUGUAUCCAACUUCGGCGUCGCGUUUUCCUUGCAGCCGUUCAACUUCUUCGAACUGAACACUGCUUCGAAUCCUCCUCACUCUGCUUGA
Symbiodinium pilosum is the source of this 2190-nucleotide messenger RNA. The record is from the annotation of a GenBank genome assembly. Lineage: Eukaryota; Dinophyceae; Suessiales; Symbiodiniaceae.